AUGCCUGUACCAAUAUUACCUGAUGAUUGUAUCGUAAACAUUUUAGAACAAUUGGAAUAUGACAAGUCAACACUUUAUAGAUGCCUCUUUGUCAAUCGUUUUUGGUGCAUAUAUGCUGUUCGUUUACUUUGGCAUCGUCCUUUUUCAAGUUCACAUCGUGAUAAACAUUAUAUGAUUAUUAAAACAUAUCUUUCAUUUUUCAAUGAAUCGGAACAAAAAAGUCUUAUACCUUUCAACAUUACUGUCGACUAUCAAAUUCAACAAUCUCCUCCAUUAUUUCCUUAUGCUAAAUAUUUAGAAGAAUUUUCUGAUUUGGAUUUUGGAUUAUCAAUUGAAGUUUUCUUGAGUAAUAGUGAUGGACAAAGUAAUUGGAGUGAUCGUAGAGUAGAUGCAAUUUUGAUAUCUCUUUGGCGUAUGUUAAUGCGUCAUUGCGUUAAGAUAAAAUCGAUGAAGAUUAGACCAAGUUUAUUUCUUUAUGGAUUUGAUGGUCCUGAUAUUGAAAGUAUAAUGCAUACCAAAUCAGCUUUUGAUCAUUUACGAGAGUUUGAUUUUUAUGUGGAUGAAUAUUAUGAUGGAACUUUUUCUCGAACAAUCGACUUAAUUCAAAAGCUUCCAUCUUUAUGUUCUGGCAUUAAGAAAAUGUCAAUUUGUCUUGAAGAGGAUCCUGCAUAUGAAAUUGAAUUUGAAGAGGAAGCAUGUUGGAUAGCUGAAAUAAUUGAAGCACAACAUAACAUUGUUGAUUUUAAAUUUUCUGCAUCUAAAAACAUGCGUACUGUUAAUAUCGUUUCUUCUGCACUAGUGAAAAAUGUAAAUAGAUUAACAUCUUUAUCAUUUAUCGGUAUAAAUUUUAAUGGAAUAUCUUUAAAAUUAUUAUCAAAUCUUCAAUGUUUGGAACGAUUGGUAUUUUCAAUUUGUUCAGGACUUACUCAAACACAUGUACAUUCCUUUCCACAAACUUUAAAACUUCAAGAGCUAAGAUUGGAUAGAAAUGAAUGGGUGAAUGAGGUGGAUGUUGGAUUAAUCCAAAAAUGUAAAUCAUUAUCAAAAAUUGUAAUAAAUAAUCUUACAACGGAAAAGAUUGCUGCCGCAAGAAAUUCCACCAAUAUUAAGGAUGUAACUGUUGAAAUGAAGUCAGUUAACUUUUUGGAAGAAUUUUUCAAAUGGAUUCGACAAUAUAAGAUGUUAGUUAAACUUCAUAUUAAGAAUAGUUAUUUUAAAGGAGGAGGUCAAUUUAUAACAAAACUUGGAGAAAUUUUACCACCUUCACUGGUUUAUCUUGGAUUGGUUUGCGAAGUUAUUGAACCUGAGGAAUUAUCCGAAUUCUUUAGGGAGUGUAAUGCACCAUUAGAAACUUUAAUUAUUGCACUUGAUCCUUUAGGGUAUGAACACCUUUCCGUGAUAGAAAGUUUUGUUACUACAAGUUAUACACUGAGAUUAUUAAGUUUGUCUAAUAGAUCAGAUAGUGAAAUUUGGGGACCUCGAGAACUAGCAGUAAUUGAAAGGAUUAAACAACAUGGAGUAGAAAUGUUUGAUUAUGUCUCAUAUAAUUAUUGUUUGGCAGGAUGUUUUCUUUAA
Messenger RNA from Diversispora eburnea, 1575 nucleotides. Lineage: Eukaryota; Fungi; Glomeromycota; Glomeromycetes; Diversisporales; Diversisporaceae. The record is from the annotation of a GenBank genome assembly.